AUGAAUGCAUCAAGUCGCCGUUUCAUCCUGCCAGCAAACCAGGCUUCGGCCAACCUCUGCUUGGUCCGGCCCGAUGGAGAUGCACAUGGCAUGGCGAGCUUCCAAGCGGCAUCCCGCACCGCGACAGCGUCGCAUCCCACGUGGCGGGCCAUGGCCAGCAGGCAUGCUGAAUCGCGCCGGCGCCACGACGAUCAGGCACGCGCGUCUGACGAAGAUGGGCGCAUUGCAAGCAAGGUACAGAGUUACUUGGUACGAAGAUCUCCAAAGGUUCCCCGACUGUCGACCGCGAUGCCACCGGGUUGGGAGUUGCUUGAUGGCGUCGACGGGCUCCACGGUUCGGCCCACAGCUUGGUCGGGCAGUCCGGGGCGGAUGAUGCGCCGGGGUGGGACGGCGAGGACGGCGGGGAAGCGGCGAAUCACACGAUACAGCCGCGGCACGCCUCCCAACCGGCGCCUGCGGAUGGCACCGGAUCCAGCAUUUCAGUUCUACACACGUGCGUGGUUGCUCGCAUACGGUUGACGGCCGGCAAAUUAAGCAUCAAGGUUGCGCUUGAAGCUUGUUCGUCACCGGCCGGGGGCUUGCGCGAACAUGCAUGA
Purpureocillium takamizusanense is the source of this 597-nucleotide messenger RNA. RefSeq lists its product as uncharacterized. Bases 1 to 597 code for a protein of 198 amino acids. The record is from RefSeq and is a predicted model, not a curated record. NCBI's taxonomy places the organism in Eukaryota, Fungi, Ascomycota, Sordariomycetes, Hypocreales, Ophiocordycipitaceae. The transcript is spliced from 2 exons.